Prunus armeniaca (apricot) is the source of this 684-nucleotide messenger RNA. Lineage: Eukaryota; Viridiplantae; Streptophyta; Magnoliopsida; Rosales; Rosaceae. The record is from the annotation of a GenBank genome assembly.
AUGGCAAGGAAACUUAUGAAGCGUUCACGUAUACCACCUGCGUUUAUCAAGAAUUUCAACGGAGGAUCACUUCGCAAAUGUUCUCUUAGAGGCCCGAGUGGGAAAGAAGUUGGGAAUUUCCUGGUUUUCCGUUAUGAUGGUGAAUCAAAGUUCAAAGUGACAAUCUAUGAUAGAAGUGCCUGUGAGAAGGAUGUAGAGGUAGCCAAGAGGGGGAUUCGCAGUUCAGUUUCCAUCGAAAGUAAAGGAAAUCAAGUUAGAGUAAAAGAGGAAAUUAUAGACCUUGAAACUGAAAACUACAAUGAAGACUGUGAAAACAAAACAAGUAUUGCUAACAGAAGAAAUCGCAAUGCCAUGUCUGGAAAGAAACCUACAACUGAUUAUGUAGAGGAAACAUCAAGUGAAUGCAUCUCACUCAAAUCGGAUAAUCGAUGUUUUAUGGAAACUAUGAAGAGGCAUUACCGAUAUUGCUUGAUGAUUCCGAAGAAAGUUGCCAUAGCUGAAGGUCUUAAGAGUGCAAGGAAUGUUGGGGAGAAUGCUGUCAAGCGAACCAGAUUUCAGUUGGGGACACUGGUUUUUGAGUUUUUCAAGCAAAGUGCAAUUCAAGUACGUAUAUUUGGAGCAGUGAAUGGCAAGAGGUGUCCUGUGGUACUUGAUGCCCCAGUGGUGAAAAUUAAAGCUAGCUGA